AUGGCUGGAGACAUCGUGGUGCGUGGCGAGUACAACGACAUAUUUGAAUUCUCAUACUCCAAUGUCGUCAAGAUCACAGUCGGACUCUACAUUCCAUGCGAACUCGCCGUCGAUCGAAAGCUCAUCUGCGACUCUUCGGGCCUUAUCAAAGAAGCUCUUAGUGACGUGACCUGCCGAGAGGUCAAACUCGAUAAGGUAGAACUCAUGGACUUCAAGAUCUACCUCAACUGGCUGUACACCGACAUCUUGGGAACAAAGUACGCCAGGAUGCAGGAGGAGUUCAAGUUAUUGGCCGAGCUGUAUUUCCUGGGUCUCAAGAUCAAGGACGUCAGAUUCCAAAACAACAUCAUCACCGCAAUGGUCGACAAGAGCCAGGAACAUCUCUACGAGGAUUUGCCUGGCAUCGAGUGUAUCAAGUUGGCGUACGAGGGCUAUCACGACACUUCAGCUUGA
Molecule: messenger RNA, 453 nt
Organism: Zasmidium cellare ATCC 36951
Lineage: Eukaryota; Fungi; Ascomycota; Dothideomycetes; Mycosphaerellales; Mycosphaerellaceae
Exons: 2
Coding region: 1-453 (150 amino acids)
Source: RefSeq, a predicted model, not a curated record